UUCUGUCUCGCCUUUUCAGCUCUUUUCAGUGUAACGCCGGACUACAAAAAAUCAAUUGAAGUAGAUUUUCAAUGCAUUUGACAUUCGCGUUCAUUCGCAAAUCGUAUUUCAAGCUCAAUCGACGAAAAGUGCUUUUCAACCAUGCUCAGCAUUUUUAAUAUACCAUCACCUGAUCCCCAUCCCUUGCCAUUGACAGAUUCACCAUGGCCGAUCUUUCUGAUACUCACAAGCUAUUUUAUAUUCGUCUUAAAAGUGGGUAAGAUCUAUAUGCGAAAUCGAGAACCGUACGAUUUGACGAAAGUGCUACGCGUCUACAAUCUUGGCCAGGUGGCAUACAACCUCAUCGUCUUUGCUGUUACAUUCUACUUUUUGAUCAUUGAAGGCAUUUGCAAUCUGCACUGCAUGGAAACCUUUCCCUUUGGGCAUCAGCACAAAAACGUGGAGCGCUACCUCCACUAUGCCUACUACAUCAAUAAGAUAAUUGAUCUGCUGGACACGAUAUUCUUUGUGCUGCGCAAGAGCUACAAGCAGAUCACAUUUCUGCAUCUCUAUCAUCACGGGAUAAUGUUCCUAGGAUGCUAUUUGGUUAUGCGAUUCCAUGGCACCGGUGGUCACUUCAACGUCCUGGGCCUACUCAACACUUUCGUGCAUGCCAUCAUGUAUUUCUACUACUUCCUGUCGGCGUACUAUCCGGGCGUCAAGUCGAACAUUUGGUGGAAGAAGUAUAUAACGAUAGUACAACUCGUACAGUUCGUAUUGCUCUUCUCCUAUUCGGCGUAUGUGCUGAUCUUUGCCGAGAAUUGCAACUUCCCCAAAGGUUUGAUAAUGUUACUAGGUUUUCAGGCCAUGCUCAUGAUGUAUAUGUUUGGCAAUUUCUAUGUCAAGACCUAUACAAAGAUACCAAAGAAGAAACACCUGCGACCCAAGCAGGGCUAGUCAUAAUGAACAAAUUUUUGUUU
Messenger RNA from Drosophila hydei, 959 nucleotides. RefSeq names its product elongation of very long chain fatty acids protein F-like. The record is from RefSeq and is a predicted model, not a curated record. Gene Ontology annotation, biological process: fatty acid elongation, polyunsaturated fatty acid; sphingolipid biosynthetic process; very long-chain fatty acid biosynthetic process. NCBI's taxonomy places the organism in Eukaryota, Metazoa, Arthropoda, Insecta, Diptera, Drosophilidae. The coding region runs from base 142 to 936 and encodes 264 amino acids. Gene Ontology annotation, cellular component: endoplasmic reticulum membrane. Gene Ontology annotation, molecular function: fatty acid elongase activity. The transcript has 3 exons.